AUGACGGGGAGCAGGACCAAUCGUAGCGGUAUUGGAAACAGGCGCGAGUAUGGACACGAUCAAGCAUUGGAUGCUAAACUUCCGGAUCAUGGAGGCAGUCUGUUCAGUAGCUUCUUGAACAUGGCUAACAGUAUCAUCGGAGCAGGUGCGUGUCUCCCAUUUGCGUUCCAGGAAGCCGGAUUGGGAAUGGGCAUCAUCCUGCUUUGUGCUUUGACAUGGAUCGUGGACUGGACUGUCGGGCUCUUGGUUCACAGUGGUAAGCUUUCGGGCAGAACCACAUACCAGGAUCUUUUGGAGUUCUGUUUUGGCAAGACAGGCCUCAUCGCGAUCUCGAUCUUUCAGUUUAUCUUUGCAUUUGGAGCCAUGUGCGCCUAUACCGUUAUUGUUGGUGAUACCCUGCCACAUGUGCUUCAGGCACUAAUCCCGGGGAUCGAGGACUGGCCAGUUAUCGGAUUCAUGGCGCGACGAAGCUUUGUCAUCAUCUUUUGCACUGUGAUGAUAUCGUAUCCUUUGUCGCUCUACCGCGACAUUUCGAAGCUGGCAAAGACAAGCGCUGUUGCUAUGUUGGCAUUGGUUGUCAUUAUUAUUGCAGUCAUGAUCGAGGGGCCCAGGGCACCGAUGGAGAUCCGAGGUGAUCCAGACGCAGUAUGGUCUUUUGCGAGACCCAAGCUCUUUCAGUCCAUUGGCGUCAUCAGUUUCGCGUUUGUGUGCCAUCACAAUUCGUUUUUGAUUUUCGGAUCUCUUCAGAAACCAACAAUAAACCGCGUCAAGAUGGUGACCCAUUUGAGUAUGAUGGUAUCACUCUUGGCCUGCAUGAUUCUAGCGCUCUCGGGGUAUCUCAGCUUUUCGAACAAGACGCAAGGCAACAUUCUCAACAACUUUCCGUCUGAUAAUCUUAUUAUCAACAUUGCGCGUUUCUGCUUCGGUGUCAACAUGUUCACGACCCUGCCCUUGGAAUCGUUUGUCUGUCGCGAGGCAAGUAGCACUUCUUGUCUGCUGUCGCUGGUCAUUGAGACGUACUACUUUGCCGGAAAGCCAUUCUCGAUGAAGCGCCAUGUAAUUAUCACUACCGGUCUUGUCAGCGUCGCGCUCCUGAUUGCGCUCAUGACCUGUAAUCUCGGAUUCGUCCUCGAGGUGACUGGUGGGUUCUCUGCCACCGCCUUAGCGUUCAUCCUGCCGCCGCUCUGCUAUCUCAAGCUGGCUUCGGGUCCAAUUCUAUCGACGAAGAAGCUGCCGUAUCUGGCCUGCCUAGGAUUCGGUAUUGCGGUCAUGAUCCUGAGCACGUUCUUCUCGCUCGAGCACUUUUUGGCGCCUAAGGAUCCUGCUGGCGCUUCGACUUGCCCCAUGUAA
Messenger RNA from Gamsiella multidivaricata, 1350 nucleotides. Its product is annotated as transmembrane amino acid transporter protein-domain-containing protein. Gene Ontology annotation, cellular component: endoplasmic reticulum. Gene Ontology annotation, biological process: amino acid transmembrane transport. The transcript is spliced from 8 exons. Bases 1 to 1350 code for a protein of 449 amino acids. NCBI's taxonomy places the organism in Eukaryota, Fungi, Mortierellomycota, Mortierellomycetes, Mortierellales, Mortierellaceae. The record is from RefSeq and is a predicted model, not a curated record. Gene Ontology annotation, molecular function: amino acid transmembrane transporter activity.